Juglans regia (Persian walnut) is the source of this 3414-nucleotide messenger RNA. RefSeq names its product probable leucine-rich repeat receptor-like serine/threonine-protein kinase At3g14840. The record is from RefSeq and is a predicted model, not a curated record. Gene Ontology annotation, molecular function: ATP binding; protein binding; protein kinase activity. Bases 39 to 3149 code for a protein of 1036 amino acids. The transcript has 24 exons. Lineage: Eukaryota; Viridiplantae; Streptophyta; Magnoliopsida; Fagales; Juglandaceae. Gene Ontology annotation, biological process: protein phosphorylation.
GUAUGUUGUGAGGUUGGUAUUUUCGUUGGAAAAUAAAUAUGUUUCUUGUUCGGCUUCUUCUUCCAGCUUCAAUCGUCAUGACCGUUUGCUUUGCAACUUUUGCUUCCGGAGCCCCUGAUCAACUGCCCCCUGAUGAAGUGCAAGCUUUACGUGACAUAUUCAAUACGUUGGGGAAGAAUGACGACUGGGACUUCUCUAACCCAUGUAAUAGUACUGGACUAACAACGGACGACAUAAAAGAGAACACUGUUGCUAUUAACUGCAGCAACUGCCCCUUCGUCAAUGGCAACGAGUCGUACCAAGUUGUGGGCAUAUUUCUCAAGGGACAGAGUCUAUCAGGCAGGCUUCCUCCAAAUUUGGAGAAGUUACCUUGCUUGCAAGUACUUGACCUCUCUCGCAACUAUCUUAACGGUUCAAUCCCUCCGACAUGGGGCUCCGCGAAGCAACUGACAGAUAUUUCCCUUUUAGGAAACCGGUUAACGGGUCGUAUCCCCGGAGAUCUUGCAAAAAUCACAACUUUGAAAAGCUUGACGGUCGAGUUCAAUCAACUUUUUGGAAAUCUUCCUCCAGAGCUUGGGAAUAUGUCCUUCUUAGAAGAAUUUAAACUCAGCUCGAAUAAUUUUACUGGGGAGCUACCUCUUUCAUUUGCAAACUUGAUCUCAUUGCAAGAUUUCGACAAUCAAUUUUCUGGACAGAUUCCCAGUUAUAUUCAAAAGUGGAAAAAACUCACUAAACUAUUUAUUCAGGCAAGUGGUUUGAGGGGACCAAUUCCUAGCCUUGAUCUCUUGGAAAACUCAGGAAUUGAAUUGAGAAUCAGUGACUUGAAUGGAUCUGAUCAAGCACCUUUUCCACUGAAAAACAUUAACGUAACGAAAUGGAAAAUACUGAUAUUGAGGAAUUGCAAUCUUACCGGACGGCUACCCAAUGCAACAUUAAUAUCUUCCGUGGCUAAGAAAUCAUUGUCAACCUUAGAUCUCAGCUUCAACAGUCUAAGUGGAGAUAUUCCAGAGAGCUUUGGAAGCUCACUACAAAGAGUAGAACGCAUAUACUUAACCGGCAACUUGUUUACUGGACCAAUACCUACUUGGAUACUGGAUGGAAAUAAAAAAAUCGAUCUUUCAUAUAACAAGUUUACAAAUAUUCCUGAAGGAUCGGAAUUAUCAUCAAAGUGUCAACAUGGGGAUGGGAUUAACUUGUUCGCAAGCUCUUCGAUGGACAAUGAAACCAAUAUUGUUUCGUGUUUGAGGAGUAGCUCGCGCUGUCCCAAAAAUGGCCGGUACAAGCUUCAUAUAAACUGCGGCGGAGAAGAAGUAACUGUUAAUAACAAUAUUAAAUUUGAUGCUGAUACAAAUCCAGGGGGAGCUUCAGAUUUCGUCCGUUUAAAAGAGGACUACUACUGGUCAUUUAGCAGCACUGGUCAAUUCAUAGAUGAUAACCGCCCUAUAAAAGCUUUCAUUUUGUCAAAUUCGACCGAACUGAUCUCUACGGACACGACCGAUCUAAGACUGUACAUGAAAGCGCGCUUUUCUCCUCUCUCUCUUACUUACUAUGCCUUUUGUUUGGUAAGAGGGAAUUACAGUGUAAGGCUCCAUUUUGCAGAAAUAGUGUUCACUGAUGAUGAAACGUUUAGCAGCUUGGGAAGACGUGUAUUUGAUGUUUACAUUCAGGGAGAGCGAGUGCUGAAGGAUUUCGAUAUUGUAAAAGCGGCAGGUGGGGUUCGUAAGCCAAAUAUACAACCUUUUAAUGCUGUCGUGACUAAUAGUGGUACCCUGGAGAUCCGUUUCUACUGGGCUGGGAAGGGGACAACUGAUAUCCCAUCCAAAGGAGACUACGGUCCUCUUAUUUCAGCCAUUUCUGCGGAAUCUCAUGAAAUCCCUCCAAGUACACCUACAGAUGAAAUCACUUCAACUAUACCUAAAGGGGCAGUGGUUGGAAUUAUCGUUGCCGGAGCUUUUCUUAUAAUAUUAUUUAUUGUGGCUAUACUCUGGUGGAAAGGUUGUCUAGGACAAAGAUCAACUGCUACUGAACAUGAUUUAAGAGGCCUAGACAUGAAAACUGGAACAUUCACCUUAAGGCAAAUCAAAACAGCCACAAACAACUUUGAUGCGGCGAAUAAAAUUGGGGAAGGUGGUUUUGGUUCUGUUUAUAAGGGCGUUUUGUCUGAUGGCACCAUGAUGGCAGUCAAACAGCUUUCUUCCAAAUCAAAGCAAGGAAAUCGUGAGUUUUUGAAUGAGAUCGGCAUGAUUUCUGCUUUGCAACACCCUCAUCUUGUAAAGCUCUAUGGAUGCUGUGUUGAAGGAAAUCAAUUGUUGCUGGUAUACGAGUACAUGGAAAAUAAUAGUCUCGCUCGUGCUUUGUUUGGGCCAGAAGAAUAUCAAUUACAAUUGGAUUGGCCAACAAGACAUAGGAUUUGUGUUGGUAUAGCAAGAGGUUUGGCCUAUCUCCAUGAAGAAUCAAGAUUGAAGAUUGUCCAUAGGGACAUCAAGGCCACGAAUGUCUUGCUUGAUAAAAAUCUCAACCCUAAGAUAUCCGACUUUGGUUUGGCCAAGCUUGAUGAAGAGGAUAAUACCCACAUCAGCACCCGAGUUGCUGGAACUUAUGGUUAUAUGGCACCUGAGUAUGCGAUGCGAGGCUAUUUAACUGACAAAGCAGAUGUUUAUAGUUUUGGAAUAGUCGCCUUGGAAAUUGUCAGUGGGAAGAGCAACACGAGUCAUCGGCCUAAGGGGGAAUCUCUACAGCUUCUUGAUUGGGCACUUGUUUUAAAAGAGAAAGGAAAUCUAUUGGAUUUGGUUGAUCCAAGAUUAGGCUCAAACUACAUGAAGGAAGAGGUAAUGCGUUUGAUUAAUGUGGCUCUCCUAUGCACUAAUGUUUCUGCAGCAGUUAGGCCUACCAUGUCCUCAGUGGUGAGCAUGCUUGAGGGCAGCGCUGUUAUUCCUGAGUUGGGUCCAAAUUUAAGUAUCAUAGAUGAUGAAAUGAAAGUGAAGGCACUGUGGGAGCAUUUUCAAGAUAAGAAAGAAUCGAGUAGGUCGGAAAAUAGCCAGACCCAAAGUUUAUUAAUGGAUGAUCCAUUCACGGGUUCUUCUACAUCCGCUGUUGAUCUAUAUCCAAUCAACGUGGAAUAUUCUAGUUAUUGGGAGAAAAGAGUUUAGAUAAAUGAGGGAUACUGCUGAUCUUCAUGCUUAGUUUGCCGUCUUUAAUCGUGCAUUAAUUGUUGUGACAUAUUAUGUGGUGUACUUAAAUGAAAAGUCACAUUAUUUAAUAAGUUCUCUUGGAUUAUGUGGCGUAAUAAAUGUGAGUUGCUAGCAUAGGCAUCUGAAAACUGUAAACUUUUAUAUGUGAUACUGAUAUGGGAUUAUAUUUGAAUUGGGACAUAAUCUUUAUGUUUUACAAUUUACAUUUCCUGAUUUUCAUGUU